Molecule: messenger RNA, 717 nt
Organism: Fundulus heteroclitus (mummichog)
Lineage: Eukaryota; Metazoa; Chordata; Actinopteri; Cyprinodontiformes; Fundulidae
Product: secretory phospholipase A2 receptor-like
Exons: 3
Coding region: 1-717 (238 amino acids)
Source: RefSeq, a predicted model, not a curated record
AUGGAUUGUGGAAGUUAUCACUACUUCAUCUGCAAAGACGAUAAGACUAAGUAUACUUUCAUACCCAAAGCAAAGAAGUGGUCUGAGGCUCAGCAGUACUGUCAGGACAACGACAAAGAUUUAGCAAACAUUGAGAGCUCAGAUCUGUACACCACUGUAAACGAGGAGGACUUUCCCGUCUGGAUUGGUCUCCACAGAGAUGGUGGAUCAUGGAACUGGAGCGCAGGCCACUCAGAAUAUAAGAAGUGGAAAUCUAAGGAGCCGAGUAGCGAAGGUGAUUGUGUCUCCAUCUCCUCUGAAAGGAAAGAAAUGGCUGUCCAAAACUGCUCUGCCUACUCUCCAUUCCUCUGCGUCUCCGACAACGUGUUCCUGGUGAAGAAGGAAAAGAGCUGGGAGGAGGCGCUGGAAUACUGCAGAGGACUCCGGUCAUCCACAAACAGUAACCUUCGCUUCGAUCUAAUCAGCCUGCAGCCAGGAGAGGAGCACGUCUACAUGAUGAACAAGGUCAUGGAGGCUGACACAGACGAGGUGUGGACAAGCCUGAGUUUCCUGGCUGGUGAAUGGCUGUGGGUGAACGGAGCAGAUAUGAGGCACACUGACCUGCCCUCCUGCCCCGCCCCACAGCAGUACUGUGGGGCCCUUUCUAAACAUGAUACGGGCAGAAUAAAGACGAGAGACUGUUCACAGAAGAAAAACUUUCUCUGUUUCUGGGUGUAG